Sorghum bicolor (sorghum) is the source of this 1846-nucleotide messenger RNA. RefSeq lists its product as uncharacterized. The transcript has 6 exons. Bases 134 to 1093 code for a protein of 319 amino acids. NCBI's taxonomy places the organism in Eukaryota, Viridiplantae, Streptophyta, Magnoliopsida, Poales, Poaceae. The record is from RefSeq and is a predicted model, not a curated record.
GCCUUUCUCUCUCUACCUCCCAUGCUCGACCCAGCCACAUCUUGCCCGCAUGGCCGCAUGGGCUUGGCUCCGCCCGCGCCGCUCCCCCCAACUGGAUCUCGUCCGCACAGACUCCCUCCCCUGCUAGGCCGCCAUGGCCAUGCCCAGCGACUGGGAGGACAGGCCGGCGUCCGGGGUUCACCUCGUCGCCCAUGGCCGCCGCCUGGCGCUCCCGCGACAGCAGCCCGUACAGCAGCCUGUCCCUUCCGAUCUUCUCCAGCACCGUCGCAGUCGCCUCUGCCGCCGGCAAGCUCCUCCGCCAAAAGGAUGGCUGCUAGCGCACGAGGAGGAAGGAGAUCGAGGGCGUGUAGUCCUGAGGGCAUCAGCGUCCAACUGUUGCUGGCAGGGAGGAGGAGCUGGAGGGAGCUGCUUUUGGCUCCUCCUACGCCCCCAUGCCUCUCUCAACGCGUUUUCAGGGGAUUCGAUGCUGGAGCUGGUACGCCUGAACCCCUUUGGUUGUGAGAGCCGUAAAACAGCUCUCGGAGCUGUCCCGGGAGCUCUACCAAACGCCCCCUUUGUCCUCGAUAGGAAACCACCAUUCGAGAGAGCUUGGGGAUGGGAUUCCUUACUUCCAGUCAAUCUGGUUACUUCUUUAUCGAUAUACAAGAUAUACCUCCGGCAGUAUUACAUCCGCAAUCAUCAAAGGGAAGGCAAUGCUGCUGGUGCCGAUGAUCUCAGUCUCGAUGGAGAUGAUCAUGGGAAUGGCCUGCUAGCAGCUCUGGUCGACAAGUGUAUCAAGACGGAGGAUAUUCUUAAACUUCAAUGGAAAUGCCGUGCUAAAUCCUUCACUAUCGAUGAUGAUGUGAAGGAGGUCUCAUUGGUGAGUCACAAAAUCACCAAGCACACUUGUGAAAUGGCUCAAGUUUCGGGAUCUGAAUUUCCUGCUGCUGCUAUCGCCCCCGGCAUCGUACCUUGUUUAUUAUGUUGGAGUUGUGUGAUGAAUGUUCUGCUGUUGCAGAGCCUACUAUGGGUGACAUUACUGGAGAUUUCAAUUCCAAUGAAUCAGAUAAUAAACUGGUUGAUAAUGGCAAUCAUGAGGAAAGGGGCAGUGUGAGUGAAAAUAAGGACUCCAAGAAGGAACUAGCAAGAAAUGACAUGGAUGAAAGCAAUAAGACAGAUGAAAAUCAAGUAUAGUCUACACUGAAAAUUGGGCAGCUAGCUCAAACAAAUUGGUGCCUUUGUGUUCUUCUCAUGGAGCUCCUUCCUGAUAUGCAUUGAAUUAUGAUGAAUCAAUGUCAAGAACCCCAAUGAGAAACUAGGAAGAAACAGCCUGGAGAAACGUGAGGUGAAGCCAGAAACCAAGGCUAGUACAGAAAAACAAGUUGACCUGGUGGGAAGCAGCAAUGAGGGCGAUAGUUCCACUCCUAAGGAGAAGAAGAAGGUAGACAUUUCAAAAAAAAAAAAAAGUGCAGCUAGGCUAAAUUUGUUUAUGUUCUUCAUGGAAUUCCUUGCAACACGAACUUUUAUUUUAGCUGAAAGAUGUGUUGAAAGAGCAGAGCAGUCCCCUGUAUGGAAAAGCUGGUGGGCACAAAAAGUGGUUUUCAGGAUGCUUUAAUUUUGCGAAACCAUGAGGGAACGCCGAUGGGACAGCAAGCUAAUGAAUAAUGAUGCCGAAUUCUCAUCUAAUAGAUGAACCCCUAUAUUUUGUUGCAUUGGUGUAGCUCUUAUUAUGGACAAUCUGUGAUUAGUUCUCUAGACUAUUUUCUCAUAUAAGAGGAAAAUGAAACGUGUUGAUGCUAUGAUGAUGAUGGUUUGUUCUGCUUGUGUUUUAAUUACAUUCAUCAGUGGAACUUGAUUAAUUUUGGCA